Molecule: messenger RNA, 6594 nt
Organism: Cherax quadricarinatus
Lineage: Eukaryota; Metazoa; Arthropoda; Malacostraca; Decapoda; Parastacidae
Molecular function (GO): protein binding
Source: RefSeq, a predicted model, not a curated record
UAUUCGACUAUUUUCGCUCUGGGUUCACAGCAACGGCUGCGAGUUUUGAACUCAUUCAGCAUUAUCAUGGCGCAGUUAUAAGGGUGAUAUGAAGUUCAUGUGUAUAUAUUUAAAAUGUUUUACAGUAUGGUAAAACUUUAUUUUUCUUUCUUUUUUCAGGGCAAAGACAUGUAGGAUGAUCUAUGGUGUCCACGAAUAAGAUGCGAAGACCGCUCUUGAGGUAGUUCUGGUAUUUCAAUUUUUGAAGGUCUCACCUGGGUUGAGCACUACAGUGUUGGUCACCCUAUCUUGUGCGCUGAACCAAGGCGGUAAUGUACGAGUGAGUACCCCUCCGAGGCUCUCCUGAUGAAUCUUGACAUGGCAAGUUUGCCAGCGGUAAGACCCGCCUCUAAAAUGACUUGAUCCAAUGAGAGGAGAGCCCUAAGAUGAACGAGGUGGCUAUGAACACAAUAUUGAACAUUAAUGUUGGAGAUCAGUGCACCACGUCUUCUGGAACAGCUUGAGAAGGUUAACUGCUGCUGGUGUUGGUAUUCUCGCAAUGCAGGAAGUCUCCAUGACGUGACGUGCUCGGGUCAUGCACCGUGCUAUGUACAGGGUGACGUGUGUGGUGUAGGUCAUGCCUGGCGCUGUGCUCACUGCCAUGUGCUCCCAGUGUGCCUGUGUAGUGCUCAGUCAGGAUCACCUGUGGAUUCCGAGUUCACUCGCAGGACGAUUCAGCCGUGUGCUGAUAGGGGCCUUAAUAUUCCACUGUUUAAUUCCACAGUCCUUGAUAAAUGGACAUCUUGUGGAGGCCUAUCAUCAUGUGUGUGUCUCUCCCCCUCUCUUUCCCUUACAGUUAGACUCCAACCCUUAUCUCUCUUUCCUCCUGCCCCAUCCCCGCCGCCCACUGAUCCCACUGCUGCGCCAUACAUUGGUCUCAUCCAAGUUUCACCCAGCGGUGAGGCCACACCUACGCCUAUCCCUACUGCACCUUUCAUCUCCCUGCCUCUGCCUUACUCUCUCUCGCCUCCUGCACUUCCUCUUGUUUUAUCUUUCCGCGUACUUGCUGCUUCAUCUCACGCUGUACUUGCAGCACUUCAGUCUGCUCCCUCUACAAUUUCAUCUUCGUCCUCUUCAGAAACCCCUUCAGUAUCCUUAGGUUAUCCCUCAAACACACGGGAUUACAAAGCAACCAGUUGCCACCAAGUGACCUCACAUGGAAGACAAUGUCCGUCGAAGGACUCGGAGAUCAAUGUCAAAGCACUGGCUUCGACUUUAGUGCUGUCUUCGAGAGGCAGAAGGGUCGAUUUCAAGACAUCGACCCCACUUGAGCUUCGUCCUUCGAGAGAUAGAGUUGGAGACAGGUCACCUACCUCACGUCCUCCUCCGCUCCAAUCGAGGGAAAGAGAGGUCAACCUCAAGGCGUCGGCGUCUACUUUUACAUCGACCCAUAGGUUGAAGUCGACACUGGAUAAGACAAGAAACAGCAAACUGAGGGAGACGGUGGCGAGAAUAGUGUCAGCUGUAAUGGUGCUCCUCCUGUCCACCACCGCUGCAGCAGCAUACAAGCUCAAACCCACCACCACAAUCUCGAGGGUAGCGCUGGCUGGCACUACUGGCAAGCUACCCUGCGAGUUACCAGUGCCAGCAGACAGACCCACACUCAUCCUCUGGUAUAAAGACGAGGCUACCAAGCCUUUUUACAGUUUCGAUGCCCGGGAGACCUCCAGAGGUCACCACAAAGUACACGACAACUCACGCCUGGGAAAGAGAUCGCGCUUCACAUUGGAAACUUUAACUCGCAACUUCAGGUCACGGAUGGGGUUUUUGGAGGUGGAGAACCUGACUCUGGCGGACGCUGGCAACUAUACCUGCCGUGUUGACUUCAUGACGUCACAAACCAUGAUGGCGUUGCUCCAGCUCACCGUGCAUGAGGAAAUCCGCAGUCUGGAGAUAUUUGACUCCUACGAAACGAUGAUCAGUCAGGUUGUGGGACCGUACGAACUCUCCUCCAGGGUGGUGCUCUCCUGCCGAGCAUACGGAGGUUACCCAACACCAGUAGUGAGGUGGCUGUCAGGAUCAGAGGAAGAAAUGCUAGAGAGUUCCUGGUCACAACCCCAGCAGCAGCAACAAUACCACUUCCAGGAUGAAGGCGCCAGUGUAGAAGGCAUCCCCUUCGUCACUAGCGGCAGCUCGGGUCACUCGGAAGUCAGCUACCAGCACCGCCACCGCCAAACAGAGCAGGGACUCUCAGUGGUUACUUCGAAGCUGCUACUGCCAUCGCUGACGAGGGAGGACCACGGUCGUCAGCUCAAGUGUGUGGCUGGGAACACCAAUCUUACCCAAGACCGCUCACGUCUUGUGACAAUUGAGAUGUACUUACCUCCAUUGGAGGUGGAGAUUGAGGGCGUGGAAACCCCACUGAGAGCGGGCGUGGAAGCUACCUUAACGUGUAGGUCUUCGGGGUCAAGACCUCCAGCUGUCCUCGCUUGGCAGAUCGACGGGCCCUCCAGAAUAACUCCACUUCCGCCUCACUCGACGCUUGAUCAGAACAUCGCCAGCAGGAGGGGUCGCCUUCUUCCAACACCAAAGGACGAUGGUAGGACUGUCACCUGCACCGCGACCAACCCGAAGGUAUCGCAGUACUCCCUCUCUGCCAGCACCCUCCUCAGCGUACAAUAUGCUCCUGAGGUGAUGGUGCGCCUCGCUCCGGCCCUCGACCCUAACAACAUCGAGGAAGGUGACGACGUGUACUUUGAGUGUCAGAUUACUGCGAACCCUCCAGAGAGCCGCAUCUUGUGGCUACACCAGGGUCGGCGGCUGCACACGGACAGGGAGCAAGGAGUGCUGGCCCAGGGCAGGAACCUGGUAUUGCAGAAAGUUCGGCGUGAGCAUCGUGGGGACUACCAGUGCGUUGUGACCAACGCUGUCGACACCGUCACCAGCGCCCCUACUGUCCUUGACGUCAUGUUUUUACCCGAGUGUCGAGAGCCACGUAACGUCACCGUCUCCGUAACGGCUACUGAAGAGGUUACGCUGGACUGCGUGGUGGAAUCUAAUCCUGAAGAGGUACAGUUCUUAUGGAAGGUGAACAGCAGCAGGGGCGUGAAGGACCUGCCGCCCACCAGCUUCACCACCCGCGGCAGCACUAGCACACUGGUAUAUCGCCCACACACCCACUCCCACGCCCACGACAAAUACGGCAUUGUCUUCUGCCUCGGCCGGAACAGAUUGGGCAGCCAGAGGGUGCCUUGUGUCUUCUUCAUCACCCCAGCAGGACCACCUGAAGAACCCAGUUCUUGUACCCUGGUGAACCAGAGCGCUACUUCCCUGGCUGUCACCUGCACCCCUGGUCACGAUGGUGGCCUCAAGCAGCAUUUCGUGACCACGGUGCGCGAUGCGGCGACCCAGGAGCUGGUGGCCAACGUGUCGUCUGCCACACCUACCUUCGUGGUGGGUGGGCUGGCCCCCGGGCGGGACUACCUGCUUCUAGUGACAGCUGUCAACCUGAAGGGUAGCUCCUCUCCCUACGUCAUCCAGGACUUUGCUCUCAAAGUUGCGGAAAAUAAAAUAAACAACUCAAGUUCCACGGAGUCCUCCCCGCUGCUGGCUGUGUUCGUGGGCGUAGUGAGUGGCUUCGUCUUCAUCCUGACUGUCCUGGCGGUGGCCACGCGAUCCCGAUGCCGACGACAGCGCGAGGAUCUGGACGAGGACGCCGACAAUAACAAACUGAGAGGAGGGGAAGAAGUGCCAGCCUCACCCUCGACAAAGGCUUCGCUGGACGAAGCCGAAGACGCAGAUGACGAACUGAACACACCAGAGUCCAGAGAUGGCCCUCUGAAGCCUCAAGAAUUUACUGCGCAGACAGCAGGCAGUCCCACCAGCAGUGCUUCUCGCACCUACGUUGCAGUUCAUCCGCAGCAGCAAUCGCAGCCGCAGCCGCUACACUCAGUCGACCUCCCGCACAUCAACGCCAACAAUCACAAGUACUACAAAAUCAAGAUCGACUGUACUCGGCUCAGCAACGAGAGCUUCGUUUAGCUCGUUCUCCACUCGUGAGUUGGAGCUCUGAACUCAGCCGAUAUUUUAAACUUAGUUAACCUCCGAACUCAAUUGCCCUCUUAAAUCAGUUGAUCUUUAACAUCGGGUGUCCUCUGAACUCAAUUCACCUCAGAUUUCGAGUGUCCUGUGAACACUACUGACCUCUGAACUCGGAUGACCUCUGGGCUUUGUUAAUCCCUGGACUUAGUUGACCUUUGGGUAAUGGUAAUAAAUAACUUUUUUCAGUAGGCAAAAAGAGAGGUCAGUGAAAGCUUAGUCCCUUGAUCCUCUUAUCUGCAAGUUGUACUCCCUCAGUGAACAAUUUUAUCCUUGUAGAUCUUUCUUUUAUUGUCUGCAGAGCUAAAAUAAACAACUGUUUCGUAACCUACAGUUACACUCAGUGAAUGAAUACUUUAUUGCUCUGUGGAGGUCAACAACUCUGAAAAAAAAGGUCGACGUAUAAAGGAACAGUAGUGUAAUCUGGGUCGAUACGACACGCUGACCUUUUCCAAGGGGUCAGUCUGGGUCACUGAAAAAAAUGAAACAUUUCUGACAGGUAUGAAGAAAAAACUUUUUUUGGGACAACGUUUAGAUCAGUGUGGAACUUUAUAAUAAUAUAAUAAUAAUAAUAAUAAUAAUAAUAAUAAUAAUAAUAAUAAUAAUAUCUUUAUUUCUACAAGUACAAGGUAUACAGGUCUAGCUGACAUCAGUGACAUACAAUUACACAGAAAGCCCUUUGUUAUGCAGAGCAUUUCGGGUAAAUUAGGUCAAUUUUGUCCUAGGAUUCGACCCACACCAGUUGACUAACACCCAGGAACCCAUUCGACUGAUGGGUGAACCGGGACAGCAGAUGUCUUAUGGAAACACCUCUUAAUGCUUUCCAGCCGUAACGGGGGAUCGAUCCUUGGACCUCAGUGUGUGACCUGAGUGCGCUGGCUUGACCGCCAGCGCACUGACAAAGCUCUACAAACCGCAAAACGUUGUCUUAAGAGAAGCUUGUUUUAAAACUUGGUUCUUAGUUUUGAUACACUUCUUUUACGUCGUUCAAAAAACGUUAUCCACACUAAGUAAAUACUGUAAUAGCAUUUUGCCCAGUUGAACUGUACAUACACCUAGAGAAGUGAGUCACGGUAAGGUCGUGAUAUCUGUAGGGACCAAACUAGGUCACUUAAGUAUAUAAAAUUAAGAGCAUUUGGGUCACUGACAGGGGAAUUCUGAAAUCGAAUGACAGUUUCGGCGUAUCCUGACUCAUAAUGUUAUUGUCACACAUUUAAUGCACACGAGGUCAUGGAAGUUUUCAUUGUGAUAUCACAUGCUGGAGGUCACAAGUGAAUAUACUUGUUAUAACUAAGUAGGAUGGUUAGCGUGGACCAUCGUGUUAUGAUGUGGUCUGCGUGUUUAUGAUCAGCUUGGGUCAGUGUGGUAAUUACUAAAGGAAGCUAUUGCUCGCUCUUAAAUAUGGCUCUUUAAUUAUGUGACGGUGUCUCAGAUUUACAAUAUGACUGCAGAAGCUAUCACGCAGAAUUAUUAGUAAACUAUUCACGUAGGUUCUGGGUAAACAGGAAGAGCAGGAGAAAAUGGAGUAGGGCCACCAGUAUAACUAACUGUACCUGUGGGGGACCUUGUUAAUAAUGUACCCCCAUGGUAAUCCUGAGCUGUUUGUUAUAGUGGCGGUAAGUUUUCUGUUUUACAUCAACGUUAGUGUAGGUAUGAUAUUAAUUGUUCUACACUGAUUUCUGAUAAUGUGUUUUGUGCCGCAUUUAAAAAUUCCGUCAGUGAAAUGGUAACAUUGGAUAAUAAUAAUAAUAAUAAUAAUAAUAAUAAUAAUAAUAAUAAUAAUAAUAAUAAUAUCACAUAUAAUUGUUGUUAUAUUAUAUUUAAUUAAUAUAAAAGCUCAAUGAACAACAAAGAGAAAAGCAAUAAAAUAUAUGACUGACACAAGACUGUGACCUCUCUUGACCCUGACCUCCAUGACUGACACAAGGCUGUGACCUCUCUUGACCCUGACCUCCAUGACUGACACAAGGCUGUGACCUCUCUUGACCCUGACCUCCAUGACUGACACAAGGCUGUGACCUCUCUUGACACUGACCUCCAUGACUGACACAAGACUGUGACCUCUCUUAACCCUGACCUCCAUGACUGACAAGCCUGUGACUUCUCUUGACCCUGACCUUUAUGACUGACACAAGCCUGUGAUCUCUCUUGACCCUGACCUCCAUGACUGACACAAACCUGUGACCUCUCUUGACCCUGACCUCCAUGACUGACACAAGGCUGUGACCUCUCUUGACCCUGACCUCCAUGAUUGACACACGCCUGCGACCUCUCCUGAUCCUGACUUCUAUGACUGCCAAAUUCCUGUGACCUCCCAUGAUCCUGGCCACUCUGAGUGACCUAUCCUAACACUGACCUCUGUUACUGACAUCAUCCUGAAGUUUACACAAAGGGUAGAGGAGUAUAACAAACACUGGAGGUGAGGUGUGAUCACACACACACACACACACACACACACACACACACACACACACACACACACACACACACACACACACACACACACACACUCACACA